AUGCCUCCUGGGGCGCGAACAUGGUGGACGGACGAAAGAGUCGCUGAGACGGUGACGCCUGCAUAUGUCCAUUCACAUCUCCGAGCCAACGAACAGGAGAUAUUGGGACGAUCACUCUACCAUGCCGGGGAUCUUACGGACAACACCUAUCUGGAUUGGAUUGUCCUUCGGGCAAAGCGCCUCUUCCUCAUUCUUGUCGACGCUGGUGUGCCAGACCAGAUCUUUGGUGUGAUUGAUGAUGGUUUCGAGGAUGACGACCUGCCCAUAGCGCAACACAUCGUUCCGACCUUGCGUCUCUCAAUCGAGCACGAUGUAGCACUGGACAAACGCUUCUACAAAGCACAAUUCAAGUUCCUUGCUAGAAUCCUCCAGGAUGGCGAGCACAUUCGUUACGCGGAAGAGGAGAGUGUCCCGCUGACGGUGAUCGGGAUUAAACCCUCAGCGUUACUCAACAAAGACAGCACUGAUGCUGUGCGCCUGCCGUCGGGCACAAGCGGCGUGUUAGUCCGGAAGCGAGUCGCUCUCAACACUAAAACGACCGAGACAGCGAUUCUCGGUGAGAUAGCAGAGUUGAAGAAGUUUUCGCACGAGCACGUUCUAUCAGUCUUCGCGAGUUAUGUACAAGGCGAUUCCCUGUACAUUCUUUCGACUCCUGCUGGCGAGUACUCGCUCAAGACAUUCCUUAUGGACCAGCCAAAAGCGUUUGAUGCGCUGCCUAAGCCAGAUCGGCGACGCAAACUCAUAAAUUGGCUUCAUUGCCUAGCAAAUGCGGUGGCUUGGCUCCACUACAACGGAGGCCACCACGGAGCAAUUCGUCCCUCGAACGUGCAUGUCACCCAAAAUUUCGAUGUUUGUCUUGGUUCUAUGGAUGGCGAAGGCGUUUUGUGCUCGAUAGCGAAGGCCGACGACAUCGAGUCCUAUCAAUACGCCCCACCCGAGCGCUGGAAGAGGUCCGUCACCGUGCAGAACACAGGGCACGGUAAGAUUUCACUCCCAUCCGGGAACAGAUCAGGCGGGAAGGCUCAAAGGGACGAAGAUAGCAACGAUCCCAGCACUAGGAGGUCGGGAUCUACGUUGGGUCAGUAUUCCGACAAAGACGAGAUUUACACAUUUCAGGCGGCCUCUAAAAGUGAAUUCAGUAGACUCAAAUUGAGUAACACACCAAAUUCGGGCAGGCAGUCGAGCUUGGGCUCUCGUCUCUCUACACGGAACGGAAUGGAUGGUGAUUCAAUCGAAUCUUAUGGGUUGCCCAAGAGGAAAGCAACAAAGCCGCCUUCCGUCAUGUCCUCCAACAGCUCGGAGGGACGUCCAAGAGCGUUUUCUGAUCCUCGAAAGGGCAUCUUUGUGGCCGCCCCAGAGCAACGAACAGCAGUUGUGCAGACGUGGAGGUCGGUUCAGCACGAUUCUUUCGCGGCCGACGUGUAUACACUAGGGGCAGUCAUCAUGGAUAUCCUUACAGUGCUCUGUAAGCGGACGUACAGCGCCUUUGCAAGACACCGGUCGAAGAACAAUCGAAAUGCUGGAAGAGGUGGUGGUCUGGCUGAUGCGAGUUUCCACGCUAAUCCUAGCCAAGUUUUGUCUUGGGCACAGAUACUAUCCGACGAUGCGGAAAAGAAGAUCAAACAAGACGAGAGCAAAGUAUUGUCCGCCGUGGGCGCAAUACUUCAGCAAGUUGUUCUCUGCAUGGACAAGGAUCCUGAAGCCCGCCCGAAAAGCGACGUGUUUGAACGGAAAAUUCGAGACCAUGUUUCUAAAUUCGCUGGGCUUCCCGAUCUGCACUGCGUCUCAGCGGUACCAGAUCCAUUGACGGAAAGCUCUCUCCGGCGAAUACGAUCCAUCGACCGCGCCACCAGUCAACAAGGAGAUGGCCGGGCGGAACGGCGACCUCUUCGAACAUAUCGCUCAAAGACACCGAUCCUCGAGCUUGAUGAAACUGCUACCGUUGACCUUCCCAGUCCGAGAUUCGACUACGCUGAUCGGCCAGCGACGAGCCGGACGGUUACUCGCCCAGCAUCGCCGCCCGCGGUAUCCCUAGACUCCUUUUCGUCUCUGCAUAUCGACCCGGAGAUCGACUCGCUACGCUCGGCGACGGUGGUGGCCCGCUCACGGGACCAAUCGGUAUAUAGUCCAAAGUCGGAUCGAAGCAAGGGCAGCAACCAGCCCAUACGAAUCUUAGGACCCCCACGACAGCUGUACCACGACAAUGACAGUACCACCGACGGGCGAGUCACAAGGACUUCCGACCAGACCAUGCUCACUUACAUGGACUACAGCACUAGUCCUUCCGACGACGAACGUGAUCGAUCGAAAUACUACUAUCCAAUGCCACCUCCUUCCCAGCCCCCACCAAAGAAGCAUCUGCCGGCCGUACCAGGAUAUCGUGGAGAGCCAGAUCUUGAACCUACUCCCCGAAAACCUCUUCAACCUGCCGAACAUUAUCGAUCUGCAGCGCAUCAGCGAAGUGCGCGUGCCGCCACGAAGGCCAUGCAACUUAAUAGCAUACGUGCCGAUCAAGCGUUCCAAGAGGACUACCCACCGCCUCGUGAGAGCAGUCUUACAAGAGACGAGCCUACCCCGCCCCCAAGGAGCAGUAGACGCCCGAAGAAUAUUCCAGUCGAUCAUGAAAUCGAAAGGGACAAAAUACGUACAGCAUCAAGAAGACGGGAGUACUCUUCUCAUCGGAAUCCCAUCGCUAGACACAUUGCGGAGCAGGAUAGAUAUUACCAGCAUCGCGUUUGA
This is a messenger RNA of Cyphellophora attinorum, 2739 nucleotides long. RefSeq lists its product as uncharacterized. Gene Ontology annotation, biological process: protein phosphorylation. Gene Ontology annotation, molecular function: protein kinase activity; ATP binding. The transcript is spliced from 2 exons. The record is from RefSeq and is a predicted model, not a curated record. The coding region runs from base 1 to 2739 and encodes 912 amino acids. Lineage: Eukaryota; Fungi; Ascomycota; Eurotiomycetes; Chaetothyriales; Cyphellophoraceae.